GGGUCGUUGCUAGGAUAUAGCCGCAACACAGAAGAAGGCGGGCGCGGACGCCGCUUCCUCCGAGCGCUUCCUGAGAAACCUCUGCGACCCGAGUAGCUGCUUUUCUCAGUCAGGAAAAUGUCUGAUCAGGAAGAAGAAUUUGAUUCUCAGAAUGUUGUUAAUGCAUCAGAAGAAAAUGAAGAUGCUUUUGAGAUUAUCAGUAUUCCAGUUCCCUCAGAAGAGUUUCCAGAGUCAGAUCAAACAGAAGAUAAUGAAUCUGAAGUUGAACCAUCCAGUGAGGGCCCUACAACAUAUGUUAAUGAGGAAAGUUACCAGAGCUUAUCAAAUGUGGAACCAGAAGAUGAAGAACAACUCAUGGAAGAAGCUUUGUUGCCCAAACAAGUUUCAUAUUCUCCCAGAAAUUCUACAGAGCACUAUGUAACUAAAGAUGAUAAUGCAAUGCAGUUAGGCAAACGGUAUUCAAAUGCUGGAUCCCUGGCAUUUCUGGAUAAGAUAAAGGCCAUAAAGGAAUCUCUGAAAGCAUCAGUGAAAGAUCCUUUAGCAACAGUAAAAGUUGUACUUUUUCCUCUGGGCCAGGAAAUUAUAAUGCCUUUUAAAAUAGACAUCAUUGUAAAAUACCUCAAGGAUCAUUUUUCAUACCUACUGAAGAUCCCAUCUAAUGUACUGCAGAUAAGAUAUUCAGGAAUGAUUCUUAAAAAUAAUGAGAUUCUACUGCAACAUGGAGUUAAGCCACAAGAUAUUGUACAAGUGGAAAUUUUUUCUACAGAUCCAGAUCUAUUUCCAAUCAAAAGAAUACAUGGAUUAAAUGAUGCCUCUCAAAUCAUAACUGUCAGAGUACAAACUGGUAUUACUAAGUACCAGGAGGUAGCUGUUGAGAUUAUAAAAUCUGACUUUCACAAACCAUUUCUUGGUGGAUUCAGACAUAAAAUAACAGGAAUAGAAUAUCACAAUGCUGGAACACAAACUGUACCUAAAAAGAUUCCCGAAAAAGACAAUGUAUUUUGUAGGGAUACCCAGACAGUUUUUCAGAGAAAAAAGCUCCAACAGACUACAAAUACAACAUCCACACAGAUGACUAAAAUUGGUGUGUAUGUAUCAAAUAUGACUGAUAAACUGAUAACACCAGGAAAAUAUUUUUCGGCAGCAGAAUACCAUGCUCAAAGAUUACAGGCGGUAAUAGUGCUACAGACUUACUAUAGACAAUGGCAUGCUAAGGUUGUGGUAGAGAAUUUAAAAAGACAGAAAAUGUUAAGAUUGAAGUGGGAAGCAGAGGAAGAACUAAGGAAGGUACGAGAAAAAGAAGAAUGGAUCAAAUUGGACUAUUACCGGAGGCAUAAUCCUCAAACAAAAGAAGAUUUUGAGCUUCUUUAUAAUGCACUGGAACUCUGGCAGCAAGAAGAAUUUGCACGCAUUAACCAGUCUUUCACUGGAGCUGAAAGGAAAGCUGCUUUGUGUGAACUUCUGGAAAAAGAGACCCAGAUAAUUGCUUCCAUUGGGAGGCAUAGAUACAUCGCAUAUAUAGCAAACCGGGAAGCAUUGAUACAAGCUUUUUUGGAUAAGGAACAUGAAUGUAAACUGACUCAGGAAAUUCUAGAACUGAUUGACAGAGAGGUGGACCUUAUGAUGAGAGGAGUCAAACAUCAUAAUCUUGAAGGACUCAGAAAAAGAAUUGCAACACUCUUUUCUCAUUACAUCAAAACACCUCUAUUUAAUCCAGAAGUUGCAAGACAUCUUAAGGUCCCUCAAGACCCAUUGAAGUUUUAUAAGAAGAUUUACUUUUGCCACGGUUGCCAGCUCUAUUUGCCUUCCACAGAGUUUGCUGUCUCAUCCACCUUACACCGCAUAUACCGGUGUCGUCACUGUAUUAACCUUGACAAUGAGACUCGACAACGAGAAUCAUUUUUGAAGUACAAAUGUUUACUUCAGCGGCUCUACUAUUCAGAAGCUGAUUAUGAAGAUGAUUCCAAAAUUGCUUUCCUGAUGCAGCUACAAGAUAUUCAGUACCUGGUAGAGAACAUCUGGGCAUCGCAGUCAGUGCUCAGUGCCUGGAAGGAUCUCAACGAUCUGGUCAUGGUCAGGUGGGAUAAGUCCUUGGAAUGGUCCCCCUGGAACUGCAUUCUUCUUACCAAAGAUGAAGGUGUUGCUCAUCUCAAGCUAACAAGUAUUGAAGAGGGAUAUGAACCCUUGUUUAUUCACAAGAUCAAACACAAACAUAUCCUGGCUAAGAACUAUUUUUCUCAAAUUCCAGCGCUGGCUUCAUUUGUACUUGAUGAUGGUGAAAUAGAUGAGAUCAGAAAGAAAUAUCACUCAGAAACAGCUCCUAAGAUUAUAGUGUCCCAGAGGCCUAGUCCCUAGAAGAUCCAGGACUACUUGAUGAUCAGCAUUUUUGU
Messenger RNA from Leptonychotes weddellii (Weddell seal), 2390 nucleotides. The record is from RefSeq and is a predicted model, not a curated record. Lineage: Eukaryota; Metazoa; Chordata; Mammalia; Carnivora; Phocidae.